Pseudomyrmex gracilis is the source of this 6172-nucleotide messenger RNA. It is a transcript of the gene Tps1, whose product is annotated as alpha,alpha-trehalose-phosphate synthase [UDP-forming]. Gene Ontology annotation, molecular function: catalytic activity. Gene Ontology annotation, biological process: trehalose biosynthetic process. Gene Ontology annotation, cellular component: alpha,alpha-trehalose-phosphate synthase complex (UDP-forming); cytosol. The record is from RefSeq and is a predicted model, not a curated record. NCBI's taxonomy places the organism in Eukaryota, Metazoa, Arthropoda, Insecta, Hymenoptera, Formicidae. The transcript has 10 exons. The coding region runs from base 578 to 3052 and encodes 824 amino acids.
ACUUUGGACCAAAUGGUCGCGCCGACUAAGAAGGAUAAAGCGCGACGGCGUUACCUCAGUGUCGUCUCGACUACGCAACGCGACGUACCACACCAACCCGCACAAGGACCUACAUAACGCCACACCGCCGACGCACUUGCCCCUUAACUCCAUCUGCUCAUUGGGUUUUCCUGAGCUUUCUUUCUUUUUCUUUUUCUUUCUCUCUCUCUCUCUUGUUUUUCUCGGGAAGAUCUGAUAAACCGCACAGUUAUCGCGCUCUCUCAAGGGUGAAAUCAUGGAUCUUAGCCAGAAUCAACAGUAGAUCGCGCCUAAGAAGAAGCCUGGAGCUGAGAAAAGCCGCGCACGAGGUUUUAUCGUGACAGAUUCAAGCGUAUAUACGCGAUCUUUUAUUAUUAGAGGAAAAAGAAGAGAGAGAAAGAACAAACACACACGAGAGAGAGAGAGAGAGCGAGAGCAUAAAAGAGUCGCAUCUUUCGCGUCUCCACGUCUUUCUCUGAUCGCACGUGACGCACGACGUUCUUGCGGGCGACGUUCUCUCCCGCCGGUGUUCAGACAGCAAUAAGACAAAUUAUCACCUAUGAACUCAUCACUUUCGGAUGAGCUUGUUAACUCACUGCAGUAUUAUAUCAACAUGUCCGUAGAACCGGGCAGCUUCACCUCCAACGGGAGCAUGAUCGUUGUGAGCAACAGGUUGCCGUUUGUGCUGAAGAGGAACGAGACGACCGGUCAGCUGGAGCGCAAAGCCAGCGCCGGUGGUUUGGUGACUGCGGUGGCACCGGUUGUCAUAAGCGGCAAUGGAGUCUGGGUUGGAUGGCCGGGCAUGCACAUGGAAAAUCCGAACGAACCGAUUCCCGAAUCCGAUCCGAACGAUCGCACACCCACGGCCGGUUUGCUCUCUCGAAAGGUUGUCGCGGUGCAUGUUGAACCCAACAUCUUCGACUCGUAUUACAACGGAUGCUGCAAUGGAACGUUUUGGCCUCUUUUCCAUUCGAUGCCGGAUCGAGCGACCUUCAUCGCCGAACAUUGGCGCGCGUACUCAGCGGUCAAUGAACAAUUCGCCGCGAAGACGGUGGGCGCCUUGGAGCAAAUUCACAAGGAACAAGAAAAUCAACUGAAUGGCACGCCCUUGGUGUGGGUUCACGAUUACCAUCUGAUGUUGGCCGCGAAUUGGAUCAGACAAGCGGCCGACGAGAAGAAUCUCAGACUCAAAUUAGGUUUCUUCCUUCACAUACCCUUCCCGCCAUGGGACAUCUUCCGACUCUUCCCUUGGGCUGACGAAAUUCUACAGGGUAUGCUCGGCUGCGACAUGGUGGGUUUUCACAUUCAAGAUUAUUGUCUGAACUUCGUUGAUUGUUGCCAGAGAAGUCUCGGUUGUAGAGUGGACAGAAAGAAUCUGUUGGUCGAGCACGGCGGCCGAACGGUGCGGGUAAGACCGCUGCCGAUCGGCAUUCCGUUCGAUAGGUUUGUUUCCUUGGCGGAGACCGCGACCAAGGUAAUGCAGUCGAAUCAGAAAAUCAUCCUCGGCGUUGAUCGGCUCGAUUACACGAAGGGUCUCGUGCACAGACUGAAAGCCUUUGAGAUGCUACUUGAAAAACAUCCCGAACAUCGCGAACAGGUGACGAUGUUGCAAAUCGCAGUGCCCUCACGCACCGACGUUCGCGAGUAUCAGGAUUUGAAGCUUGAAAUGGAUCAGCUGAUCGGCUGCAUAAACGGCCGCUUCACAACACCAAACUGGUCGCCGAUUCGUUACAUCUACGGUUGUGUGAGUCAGGACGAGCUGGCCGCGUUUUACAGAGACGCCGCCGUUGCUCUCGUCACGCCGCUCAGAGAUGGCAUGAAUUUGGUCGCUAAGGAAUUCGUUGCGUGUCAGAUCAACACGCCACCGGGAGUGCUGAUAGUAUCGCCGUUCGCCGGGGCAGGUGAAAUGAUGCACGAGGCGCUGAUUUGCAAUCCUUAUGAGAUUGACGAGGCCGCGGAAGUGAUUCACAGAGCUCUCACGAUGCCGGAAGAUGAACGCACGUUAAGAAUGAAUCACUUACGUAGACGCGAGAGAAUAUACGACGUCAACUACUGGAUGAAAUCUUUCCUUCAAGUAAUGGGAUCGCUCGAGGAACACGAUUCUGUGGGUGCUACCACGAUGCAGCCCGUGACCAUGGACGAUUUCGACGAUUAUUUGAGCAAGUACAUCGGUGAUAAUCAUAAGUUAGCUCUCCUGUUGGAUUACGACGGCACAUUGGCGCCCAUCGCCACGCAUCCCGAUCUUGCGAUUCUGCCGUUGGAAACCAAGAAUGUUUUGCAGAGAUUGUCCAACAUGUCGGACGUCUAUAUCGCGAUUAUAUCCGGCAGAAAUGUGAACAACGUGAAAUCGAUGGUCGGAAUAGAAGGUAUCACGUACGCCGGCAAUCACGGAUUGGAGAUUCUACAUCCGGACGGGAGCAAAUUCGUUCAUCCGAUGCCCGCUGAAUUGGAAGACCAAGUGGCUAACUUAAUGCAGACUCUUCAAGAACAGCUUUGCAAAGACGGUGCUUGGGUGGAGAACAAAGGCGCGCUUCUGACUUUCCAUUAUCGUGAAACUCCGAUGGAGAUCCGUCCUAAAAUGGUGGAUCAAGCUAAAAAACUCAUCGAGAAAGCGGGAUUUAAAGCUUGCGCCGCACACUGCGCAAUUGAGGCUAAACCGCCGGUCGAAUGGAACAAAGGCCGCGCUUCCAUCUAUAUCUUGCGCACGGCAUUCGGUUUGGACUGGAGCGAACGCAUCAGGAUUAUUUACGCCGGUGACGAUGUUACGGAUGAGGAUGCGAUGAAAGCUUUGAAAGGUAUGGCUGCUACCUUCCGUGUUGCGUCGUCGCAUAUAAUUCGCACUUCCGCCGAGAGACGUCUGCCCAGCACCGACUCGGUUCUAACGAUGUUGAAAUGGGUUGAGAGACAUCUCAGUAGACGCAAGCCGCGCAACAGCAUCGACAUCCCCGGGAUUCCUUCGCGAUUUAGACGCAGCAGCGGCGGAAUCACAAUGGAGAUGUCUUACACCCCGCCAAAGACAGCCCUCGAGUCCUAGGUGAUGCUCAAAUGUUCUUCGUUAGCAUAUCAACUAAUAUAUAUAUAUAUAUAUUAUAUAUAUACCCGACGCGAUAUAUACUUGUCAUAAUGUUAUAAUAUGUGUAUACGUAGUAUAUGUAUAUACAAAUAUGUAUACAUAAAUAUGUAUUAUAUAUGUAUGCAUAUAUGUGUAUAGAACCAAAACCAAGUUAAACGAGACCUAGCGUCUAAACUUGUAACUUUGCAUAUAGCCGCUGAAAAAGAUCAUCGCGAUCAGAAUGCCGAAAACGAGAAAACGUAAUAGUUUUUUUUUUUUUUUUUUUUUNUNNGUNAACGUAAAGUAUAAUCGGAAAAUCUCAAGUAAAAUUCUAACGAUAUUGCAUCAAAACACACACACAGAGUUACAAAAAAAAAAAAAAAAAAACGGAUCUAAGAUGUACAUACGGAUAAAACCAAUCGUGUUUUUCCGACAGAAACUUUUACUACGUCUUUUAACGUCAAUAAAUAUAAAAAUUUUCGAUGCCGUGUUUUAGGCGAUAUUUAACACCGUCGAAUUCGUACGAAGUAUACCGUGCUCGAUGUUUAUUAACUAGAGCUUCUUCUUUCGGUCUGCAAUACAUAAGAAUGUACAUACAUAUUAUAUAUAUAUUUCUAUUUUUUCGAUGUAUUUAUACGGAAAUCAAUCAUUCAAUCGUACGAGAUAUAACUGAAACUACAAAAAAAAAAAAAAAAAAAGUGUAUACAUCCUCUCCGAGGAAAUAGAUUCCUAGUCUUUUUAGAGAUUCGAUCGUGGUAUAUAUUGGGACAAAAAAAAAAAAAAAAAAAAAACAGUAAAUUGUGCGUGUUAUACUCGUUAGCUGUGUGCUUUACCUCGUUAAUGAUUUUUUAUAACACGAAUAUAGUUUAAUGAUAUGAGAGUAAAAAAAAAAAAAAAAUGAGAAUGUCAGAUUGUCCCACAAACUUUCUAAAAACGAAUACUUUUUCUACGAGAGAAAGUUUAUUUUUUUUUCCUUCUCUUUUAACAAUUUAAAACUUAUCAAUUGUCACCGAGGAUCUUAAAUCUUCUGUUCGUUAGAUUUUUAUCUAAGUUCUUUUGAAAAAUAUUCCGUACAACUUUUCGAGUCGUCACCUCUCUCGAAAAAUUAAUAACCAAUAAAAAUAAUCUCGCGAAAAAAAUCGUUUCCUCAUGAGUAGGAUUAGAAAUACACAGAGUCUUUUCAAUGUUAAUAAAGUUUAUUAUCUCUCAGUUAUUACAUAGGUCUUGCGACUAUUAAGUUACCAGAAAGUGGUGCCAAUCUAUCUAAUUUGUGCCGCGAAAUAAAUUAGAGAAACACGCGUUUUCGACUUAGCGAUAAGAACGUAUAAUAAAAAUUACACAUUUAUAUAGAAAAACGCAAAAACACACGCUCUAUAUUUACGUACGUAUCUAGCAAGCACACGAAAAAAACCAAUAACAGAAUAAUCGUUGCUGUGCAAAAAAGAAGAGGCGAAAUCCAAACAAUGUACAUUUAGAAUUUACACUUUUUGUAAGUAUGUAAGACGUGCGAUAAACAAAAACGGAGGCGAACGGAGAAAUUAUACCGGAGUUUGCUAAUAUAUACACAUAUAUAUAUAGAAUUGCUAAUAUAUAUAGUUCGUUUCUCCUGGGUUGUGUACGAUGAUUAGCGAAUAAAUAUGAAACUCUCUCUGUGUGUUAGGAUUUACGUCUUCUGUGUAAACGUUUGAAAAUUUAUGUGUCGUGUUGCGCGCGUCUCCUUCACAUGUCGCGCCCGGAUAAUACCGACCGCAAACUGGUGUAAACUGGCGGCAUCCGUUUAUCCGUUUCUUGUCAUUUGAACUUGUUGAUGAAUGAGAGAAAACUUCUUUCGCAAGUGCACCAAAGAACCAAACAAAUCAUCAAGCUAAGUUGCAUCAAGCAUUGAGAUAAGACGAAAUGUUUUUCACAAGACGUAUGGAUUUUUUUUUUUACGACAAAAAAAUCUCUCUGAAUGUAUAUGGUGUAGCGGGUUGCAUUUAUACGUUAACAAAUGUAUAAGCGAGACUUAGAGCGAAACUUAGUUUGGAAUACGUAGUGUAUGAUGAAGUUGCGUAUGAAUAAUGUUAUUUAUUUAAAACUUGUGUAACAGCGCAUUACGUUUGUUAUACAAAAAAAAAAAAAUCACUAGAGAGAGGGAACACGCACAAAUUGUCAACUUAAUUUUAAUUAACGUCAUUUUACUUCCACUUAGUAUGGGGUUUUGCAAACGAAUGUUAUUCUUUUGAAUUUGUUUUCAAAGUGUAACGUGUUUCCACAAGCGUUCUCUCCAAUUAAUUUUCUGGCCUUCUUUUUUUUAUAUAUAUAUAUAUGCCUUUUGUUGCUACUUCCUUAAUCCAAUGAGCGUUUAUACCAGGCGUUUUGUUAUACGAAUGCGUUCAUCGUGAAACGCUUCCAUCAAAACAAUGACGAGGUAUUCUUUCCGAGAGACGAAGCCAACUUUGCCAAGUUUCAACACUCGAAUGCGAUUACGAAUUAUUUAAGUUUAUUUAUCAUAAUAUAUAAAAAUAUUGAGAAAUAUAUUGUUUAAUCACAGUGUACAUUAAUACUAAAAAAAAACAAAAAAAAAAGAAAUUAAAAAAGUCAGUGUUGCGUAACACGACGAUGAAGAGGGAUUUAGCGAUUAAGUUUUUAACGAUUCGAUAUCUUGCGGAUGUUUAGCGCGUAUCGCGAGCACGGAUUCUCUCAACAAUCUCGUAUGUGUGUACUUUCGUACCUCUGUACUUAUUAGUCAAUUGUAACGAUAAGUUCGUCACAAUAAAUGAGCGAUCGGACGAACAAUGAAAAACAAAAACAAACAAACAAACAAAUUAAAAACGAGAAGCAGCUUGACGUUGAGAGCACAAUUGGCAAGAAUAAAGCAAAAAACGUAUGAAAAAUUUAUGGCUGGAGCUCACACACUGUCUGCCGCACACCCGCGCAUAUGUUGAAAGUACACAACAAACAAAUAAAAAACCAAACUAAAAGCAUGUGUGUGUGUGUAUGUAUAAUGAGAUAUAUAUGUGUAAAUAUACGCGUAAACGCGCGCAACAAAAGUUCCACCAUGUGCCCUUAAAGCAAAAUCUCCCCUUCCUCUUGACAAAAAAAAAAAAAAACAAAAUAAAA